Molecule: messenger RNA, 1140 nt
Organism: Paramacrobiotus metropolitanus
Lineage: Eukaryota; Metazoa; Tardigrada; Eutardigrada; Parachela; Macrobiotidae
Product: protein OPI10 homolog
Exons: 4
Coding region: 239-859 (206 amino acids)
Biological process (GO): protein import into nucleus
Cellular component (GO): nucleus; cytosol
Molecular function (GO): nuclear import signal receptor activity; Hsp70 protein binding
Source: RefSeq, a predicted model, not a curated record
AGUUUUGAAAUUAUUUUGAAUUUUUUACUUCGGUUCUGGUAAUCUGAUUUUCCUUUUUUAUCUAAUUUGCUUCGUAAUUAUUGGUUUAGGUUCGUGCGCGUUUAUGGACUAUGAUUAUUCGCACAGUUAUUGAGCGUAACGUAACCGCGACGAGUAGUUUUUGACACCGUGCACAAUAGAGCUGUGGAAGGUGAUUACCUUGUAUGUAUAUGCUAGCAGUAGCGGGAGCAGGAUUGACAUGGCCCAGCCAUUAUUUGGACUGAUCAUAUCUGGAAGACCCAUUCAAAUGCUGGAGCCGGUGGGGAACGAUCCCAGCCAAGGCAAAUUUAUCACCGCCAUACCGCAAGCAGAAUCAGUUAAUCACAUCGUUGUCUUCUUGUCUCAGCCAAUCCCGGAAGGAUUUGGUGCAGGAGUUUAUUUCUCGUGGCCCGAUGCCGCUGCAGACGGCGGCGGGCAGCAGUGGAUUUUUUUGGGAUUUUUAUCGAAUCAGAAGCCGAGUGCUAUUUACAAGAUAGUCAAGCCCAAGAAAGACGACAGCACUGCAGGUGUUCCUGGACAAACAACCGCUUUGACGCUGUUCGGAGGUGUUCCCUUUUCGAGUGUGGCUCAGCUGGGGAUUUCCGUAGAAAGCCUCGCCGGUCUGUCCGCCAUGGGUAAUCCAUCUACCGAAGCUUCCAACCGAAGUUCCAAUGAAGAGUUUUGUACAAAAAUGUUGGAGAAUUUUUGCAAUUAUGCUGUUUCCUUUUCCGUGUCUAAUCCUGCCAAUCCCAACGAAUCUUAUGUUCCGCUGAAGGUUGUUACCAACUGGUACGAAACAUUCAAAAGGAAAUUCGCUGCCGAUCCCAAUUUUUGGAAAUAGUGAUUUCCUGUUUUAUGUUCGGCUUUAAUGCUUCCGAGUUGUUAUGCUUUACGUGUCCGCUCGGAUUCACCAUGUAACGCGCGAAUUUUACUCAUUUUUCGAUGCCGUGAUUGUAACAGAAUAUGAUAAUUUUUGUUUUUCAAGUUAUUUACCGCCAACGUUUUGUUCGAAAUUGUACCAGGCUUGGAAGGAGAUGGGGUGCAGAGCCUAUCUGUACAGUGUAAAGAGUUGCUGCGGAAAAUUGUUAUCAAGUACUCGCAACAAUAGUCACUAUAAAAGAA